Messenger RNA from Fusarium sp. VM40, 4392 nucleotides. The record is from the annotation of a GenBank genome assembly. Lineage: Eukaryota; Fungi; Ascomycota; Sordariomycetes; Hypocreales; Nectriaceae.
AUGCCGUCUAAUCUUCCCUCGAGCUUUGCCUCGGCUGCCGCUGGCCAGAACACCAACUCUAGAGGAGGACGAACUGAUGGAAGGGGAGCUACUUCUGGAGAUUGGGCAAAAAGAGACGGUCGUUCUACUAAUGGCACUCUCACUUUCCGACGAUCAUCAACAACUCCUCUGGGGCAGCCCUCGUCGCAGCCGCCACCCUCGACAGAUCAUGCAGUUCAGCACCCCGCCACUGAGAGCCCUGUAUCUGUAUCCGCCUCGACGUACGAAGUGUCUGCUACGCGCUACACCAAGGACGAACUUCUGGAUAUGUUCCGCCCCCAAAAAUCAGGCGAGGAUGCGACUCAUUUGUUUGCCCCAGGGUGGAAUCCUGGUCAAGUUAAUGGGCAUGCUCCAAGAGGCUGGGGUAAGAGUAACGACAACCACAUCCCGCAGGAGCCUGGCGCCUGCUGGGACGAUACUGGAGACAUAACUCCAAUGGGACUGCAUGAUAUGUCGUUGGAGGAGAAGGAGACUUUUAACACAGAGAUCAAUUCGCCGCUUAAACCUCCAACCCAAAACAAAGAUACUCACCAAGGUGCUACAAACGGACGCAAGGCGUCUUUAUCCCAAGGUGCUUCCAACACUUUCGGCGUCAGUUCACCUUCGUCAGCCACGCGACCCGGUACUCGACGACGUGAGACAAUCGAAUCUAAUCCCUUCGGUGGAAGCGCUUUGGCAUCUCCCACUGCUGCUGGACGUUUCUCUCGUGAAGACCCAACGUACUGGUUUACGCGCAGCAAAACUGAUUUGAAAGAAUCCGAACCUGACGAGUCCGAUACCGACCCUGUUUCUCGUGAGGCUCCCGGAAGGCUGCCUCCGUUUGGGAACUUGAUGCGCUCCAACACGGGUGGAAUUGGAGGCGGAUCUAUGUGGCCACCUUCUAAUCAGACGACACCUGGUGCAGGCGGUUUCGGUAACUUUGCACUGGCUUCUUCACCUGCUGUUGGGGAUAAACGUGUCGGCGGUGCUGGUGCUGGUGGGAGCAGGUUGGCUCAUCUCAUCCCCAAGGACAGCUCGGAUAAUCUGAGUGGCAAGGCUGCUGAAAGCCAAAGCCCUCUCAAUCAGCAGUCCUGGCGAUCUCGUCCACGAACCGACACUGAUCCAUUUGGCGACGACACCUUGUCGGGCAGUGCGGUUCUCGGUGGUGCUCAGGAUACCGAUAUCGGCGGCAUGCCUCAGCAGAGUAACCGAGCGGGUACCCUAGGCACUCCAAUCAAGGGUUCUGCAGGCGACUUUGGCAUGGCAGGUCUAAACCUUGGGAGUCAUGGUGAUGAUGGUCCAGUUAGUCCCUCCGAGACCAAUCCCUACCGCAGUCCUCCAGCCGAGCGCCAUGGCCACGACGAUAUCGAAACCCAUGAUGAUAAACCCCACGGCGCGAACCUUCAUGACGCACCCUCAAACUUUGGCUCAAUUGGCCGCGGCUUUGGUGGUUAUGACGGAGGCGAUCGUAGCCAGACCUCUAGCGUGGGUGCCAAGGGCUAUCCUUCUUUGAAUACCCUGGCAGGUUGGCCCGCGCCCGGCGGCCCUGCGAUUGGCACUCCCGAUCGUGAGAGGCCUAACUUGGGUAGUGCAUUUGGCAAUUCUCUCUUCAGUCCUAUGGGUGAUCUCCAGUCGCCUGGUUUAUCCAAUCUUGGUAACGUAUUUGGCCCUGCCAGUGCUGGUGGUCUCGGGACAGGAAGCAUCGGCCGUGGAAGCAAGAUAAGCUCGCUCUUCCCUGCCGCGAUGCAGGCACAAAUGCAGUCUCAUGAGCAGCAGCACGACAACAACCUGGCUGAUUCUUUGCCUGACCUUCGUCAGGGUAAUCCUUUGGGUGCCAUUGGUCGAACCAACUUCGGCAUUCCAUCUCGCGAUACUGAGAGCCCAAUGCGCCCUAACCGUGGAGUUUUUGAGGAGUUGUUCCCUUCCAGUGACGCUUCUCGCGCUCAGGGUGUAUUUAGCACCGGCGAUUCUAACCAUCCAACUGCUGCAACAGCGCCUCAGUCAUUCACUCCUAUUGGCGGUGGUUUGCCCUUUGGUGGCCAAGGUGGUACCGAACCUCCUGCUACCCAAGUUCGUCAGAUGGUCAUGCCUGACCGCAUGAGGUGGGUGUAUCUUGAUCCUCAGGGACAGGUCCAGGGGCCCUUCACUGGCCUCGAGAUGAACGACUGGUACAAAGCCAACUUCUUCACCCCCGAUCUUCGAGUGAAGAAGUUGGAGGAUUCCGAUUUUGAGCCUCUGGGCCAACUCAUCAGGCGCAUAGGGAACUCCCGUGAACCAUUCCUUGUUCCUCAGAUUGGUAUCCCUCACGGACCUCCAUCCCAGGCCGGCCCUUUCUCUCCCCAGGGAAAUAGUGGUGUAGUUCCUCCUUUGAGUGGUGUGUUCCCUAGUUUUGGCCGAACCCUCACUGCUGAAGAACAGAACAACCUAGAGAGGCGCAAGCAAGAAGAACAAUACCUCAUGGUGCAACAGCGCGAGUAUGUCAUGCGCGCUCAAGCCAUGUCCAAAUUCCCUAUUCCAGGCCCAAUGCUGCAACACCACUCAAGUGCUCAUAGCCUCCAGAGUCAGCCAAGCUUUGGAAGCAUUUCGUCUCCCAACCCUAUCGGAAUGCCUCACCAGCAACCCAUUGGUGCCAUGCCCCCGUCGGGUGCUUUCUUCGAUGGAGCUGGGCCAGUUGGCAGUCAGACUUCCGCCCCUUCUGGUUCGGGAAACGGGGAUCCCUUCAGGGAUGAUGACCUAACAAGCUACGCAAACUCUGAGCGUCAAAUUCUUGCCAGCCUUCAGGGUUCUGGCGCUCCUCAGCCGAUCAGGGCCCCUGGUGCCGAUGCUGGUGCGCGUGCUGGCCUUCCCGAUACCCAAGACCUCGAACAGGAUGACGAAGGUUUCAAGGAGCGUCUACAGGAAUUUGAGAACUACCAAGCCCAGCUUGAGGCUGAACAGGCCGCCAAGGCCGCUGAGGGCAGCGAGGAAGAGCCCGCUGAAGAAUCCUCUCCUACUUCUGAGGCUGUUCCCGAGGAAACUCGUCGACCUGCAGAGGUCCCAGUCUUGACUGGUAAGGCCGCACGAGCGGCAAGGAAGAAGGCGGCCGAGGACGCCCUAUCUCUUACGCAGCAGGUUCAGCAGACUCAGGCUGCCGCUGCCGCCGCUGCCGCCGCCGCCGCUCAACCUGUUGAGCCUGAUAUGCCUAUGCCUUUCCCUCCUCCUGCGUCCACUGGCACACCCCUCCCUGCCCCGACCGCUCAACGCGCUCGUUCCAAUCUGCCCGAACAAUACAACCGCUCUCAGACAGGAACCCCUGACAGUGUAGCCAACGCCCAGCCACCACCCCUGGCUCCUUGGGCUAAGGACCACGGCGCUGAGUCACACAAGGGCCCUAGCCUGAAGGAGAUCCAAGAAGCCGAAGCGCGUAAGGCUGCCAAGGCCGAGGAGGCUGCUGCUGCCCAGAGGAAGGCUGUGCUUGAGCAGGAGGCUGUUGCUCUUCGUGAACGUGAGAAGACUGCUGCCGUUACCAAUGCUGGCCUACCUGCUACCAGUACCUGGGGACACGGCUCACCUGCCCCUUCGGCUAGCCCUUGGUCCAAGCCUGGGCCUUCUAAGACUGCGGCGGUUACUACCCCUUCAGCUUCGACUUCAAGCAAGAAGACCCUCGCCGAGAUCCAGCGUGAGGAGGAGCUCCGUAAGCAGAAGGCUAUUCAAGCGAGCCCCCAGUCCGUUACCCCUACUGCUAGCGUUUCCAAGAGCUAUGCCAACCUUGCUGGCAAACCUGGCCAGUCCACUCUCACUAAUGCUGCAUCUGCGGCUGCGGCUGCUGCGGCUAUGGUUCCGCCUCCUGGGAGCGGUUGGGCCACUGUUGGUGCUGGUGGCAAGGUCAAGGUCCCCACUGGCCCAUCAUCUCAGGCCCGAUCCGUCAGCGCCACAAACAUCAAGCCCAUCACCUCGCCAGUGAAGUCUGUCUCGAAGCCUGCAGCUUUGGGCAACGGAAAGACUGAGGCUGACAAUGCCGCUAUGGAGGAGUUCAACAAAUGGGUCGCCCGUGAGAUUUCCCGUGGUAUCAACACGGUUGAUACUGCCUCCUUCCAAAUUGCGCUGGAUAACAUGCCUCUUGACACAAGUAUAAUUGCUGAUGCUAUCUAUUCCAUCUCCAAUACCAUGGACGGUCGCCAUUUCGCCGAGGAAUUUAUCCGUCGAAAAGGUCUUGCUGAGCGUGGUGUCGUUGAGAAGCAACCCGAAAGUAAGGGAGGAAGCGGCGGCGGUUGGAGCGAAGUUGCCAAGAAGGGAAGCUCAAGCAACGCCGCCGCUGCGGCUGCCACCAGCCCUCGUGAGGAUAGUAUCUUGCCGUUUAAGGUUGUCCCAAGCCGAAAGAAGAGCAAGAAAUAG